AUGGGAUAUAUUGAAAAUAUAACAGUUGAAAAUUCAUCAUUAACAAUAUCUUCAUCAUCAUCAUCAUUGAUUAUUAUAGCACUAUGGCCAAUACGUAUUGCCUGUCCCAUUCUUAUAUUAUUAUGUCCAAUAGCAAAUCUAUUAUGUAUUCGAGUAUUUCAAAGUAAAGAAUAUGAAAAAAGUUCAUCAAAAUAUUAUUUUAUAUGGAUUGCUAUUUUUGACACAAUUUAUGUUAUGGUAACAGCUCCAUUAAUUUUUUUAAUAACAUUUGAAAUCUAUAUAUUAAAUAAGGGUAUUAUCCUUUGUAAAUUAAUUGUAUUUCUUAAUUAUUUAUCCUGUCAAAUAUCAGCUGGACUUUUAGCAUGUUUAUCAAUCGAUCGACUAUUAGCAACAUCAUUUUUUUCAUUAUAUCGAUAUAAUUGUUCACCACAUAUUUCAUUUAUUGUUUGUAUUGUUGUUAUUAUCAUAAUGUCAGUAGUUAAUAGUCAUUAUUUAAUUGGUUAUAACAUUGAUAUAAAAGGUUUUUGUGUACCAGAACCAUUAUGGUAUCGAACUAUUUAUUAUCGUUUAAAAGUUGUUUAUCUAUUAUCCUAUUCAAUUAUUCCAUUUUCUAUUAUAACUGUUUGUAAUUUAUUUAUAUCAAUUGGUGUUUGUAAAACAAAAGCAAAAUUUCGUCGAAAAUAUUCAAAAAUAUUAAGUCAUAAAACAUUAUCUUGUGAACAUCCAUUAACAAAGGCACCAGUUACAGCUACACAUAUAUCAUCAAUGUUUGAUCAAGUAUUUAUACCAUCUCCAAUUCAUACUGACAAAGAUAGUGAAACAAAACAUUUUCUAUCAUUUAAACGAUAUUCAUCAAGAGCAAUGAAAAUUGAUAAUCACACACGUCCACAUGAAAUAAACGUGUUGAUGAAGAGAAAGAAAGAAUUUGUUAAUAAAACAACAGAUACCAAUGAUGACUGGGAACUUUCAGCACUUACAUCAAAUAAAUUAAUAUUAAAUGACAUUGAACAAAGUCAAAAAUCGGCAACUAUUUCGGUUGACGAUAAUUCAAUAAGAUCUACCAUAGACAUUGAUCAUAGUAAAUCAUUUUCCUCAAAACAACUAUCCUCUCAAUUACCAUCAUUACCAGUAUCACUACCAUCAUCACCAACAUUAUCGUCAGCUAUAUGUUAUCGUUCUAGUUUAGAAUCUCGAGGUAGUGCUACUCAUUUUAAGGCACCUUUGAAUGCGCAAUCAUCAACAUCGUCAGCUAAAAUGUGUAUGCAACUUCAAAUAACUAUCAGCCUAUUAGCUAUUAGUAUUUCGUUUAUUUUUUGUACAUUACCAAAUUGUAUAUCAACUAUUAUGAUUGAAAGUAAUACAAAUGACAAUCGUACAAGAGAAUUUUGGCAAGCAAUGAAUUAUUUUUCGCUUGUACCCUUAUUAAUUACACAUAGUGUUAACUUUAUAUUCUAUUAUUUAUCAAGUCACAUGUUUCGAGACAGGUUUAAAAAAUUAUACAUAGAAUAA
Didymodactylos carnosus is the source of this 1509-nucleotide messenger RNA. Lineage: Eukaryota; Metazoa; Rotifera; Eurotatoria; Philodinida; Philodinidae. The record is from the annotation of a GenBank genome assembly.